This is a messenger RNA of Choloepus didactylus (southern two-toed sloth), 2721 nucleotides long. Its product is annotated as tumor necrosis factor receptor superfamily member 10A-like. Bases 200 to 955 code for a protein of 251 amino acids. Gene Ontology annotation, molecular function: TRAIL binding. The record is from RefSeq and is a predicted model, not a curated record. The transcript has 9 exons. Gene Ontology annotation, biological process: positive regulation of apoptotic process; TRAIL-activated apoptotic signaling pathway. Gene Ontology annotation, cellular component: plasma membrane; cell surface. Lineage: Eukaryota; Metazoa; Chordata; Mammalia; Pilosa; Megalonychidae.
UAGAAGCAGGAAAUCCCCUAUUUUACUGAGAAUUUGAAGAAAACACAAAACAAAAAACAGCUGUGUAUUUUCCAUGAGCCCCAAACCAGAAAUGAAACAGAGCAAUGGAUAUCCCUUUUGUUUCUUCUCUCUUUUCUUGCCAAGAUAAAAUGAGUACUUGGAAGAGACGGGUAAGGUUCCUGGAGCUGACGGUAAAUAGAUGUUAACUUCAGGAGAAUUGAGGAGCCCCGCGACCCGCGGAAGACAAGGAGCGCUACCGAGCAUCAUGGCGCAGCACAGCGCACUGGACGCCUCGGGGACCCGGGUCGGGGCCAGGGCCGGGUCAGCCGCAGGUCCCAGGACAGCAGCAGGAGCCAGUCCUCGGCUCCGGGGCUCCGGCAGCGCGCUCUGGUGCCCCGUGAAUCUCUUCGUGGCCAUCUGCGUCCUGCUGCCGGUCCUCACAGACUCAGCACCAACAAUGCAGCAGUUCAGGGGCCACAGGCACGUGGCUGCUGCACAGCGAUCAAUGCGCACCCCGUUGAUGGGGCUGUGCCCCCCAGGAUCCCAUGUCUCAGAUGCUGGUGGAAAUUGUACCCUGUGCCGGUCUGGAGUUGAGUACACCAGUCACUGGAAUGCCCUCUUUUCCUGCUUACGCUGUUCAGUUUGUAAAUCAGAUGAAGAGGAGAUGAGCCCGUGCACCAGGACUCGGGAUGCACAGUGUCGAUGCAAACCUGGCACUUUCCGUGGAGAGGAUGCCCUGGAGUUCUGUCAGAAGUGCAAGACUGGGUGCCCCAAAGGGAUGGUGGAGGCGCAUCCCUGUACCCCCUGGGGAGACGUUGAGUGUGUCCACCAAGGAUCAGGUUGUGGAGAGGACUCCAAGUGCUUGGCAAGAGGACGGGUCAAGGCUCAAGGGUCUCAGAGGAAAAGGAUGGUGCUGGUUCCAGCUAAUGAUGCAGAACCCACUGAAAAGUUCUGAAGCUGUACUUCCAUUACUUUCUGAACAUAGUGCCCUUUGAUUCUGGAAAUUGAUCAUGCAGCUGAUAAGCCUCACAGAAAAUGAGAUAGAAGUGACCAUAGCUUGUGCAGCAUACCCUGAAGAUGUGCUAUAUGAAAUGCUGAUCAAAUGGCUCAACAAAAUGGGACAGAAUGCCUCACCUUUUGGGUGCCUUGGAAAUGCUCAGAGAAAUGAAUGCAAUGGAGGCAGUUCAUGACAGCCUUUUGGGCUCUGGAAUUUACUUCUAACAAAAAUAAGGGCAGAUUCUCUGGAUAAGUGCAGAUUAACUGAAAAAGUGGUUUCUUUACAGCAAGAUAUUUCAGAUGCUAAAUAUAUACUCCAUAUAUCCAAAGGAUAGGAAAAUAUGCAUUUCCCACAUUUAUUUUAUCACAAGACCCUUUUACCACAAGACACGUUGUAACCUCUCCCAGAACACUAGGCCAGUUUAAAAAAAGCCCAAACUUCAUGGCUUUCUGCAGUCUGAUCUUAAACAAUUUCUGAACUUACGUCUUUAUGACUUUCUGCAGUCUGAUCUUAAACAAUUUCUGAACUUACGUCUUUAUGACUUUCUGCAGUCUGAUCUUAAACAAUUUCUGAACUUACGUCUCACCAACUGCUGUAUGAAUUCCCACCUUCAGCUAGACCCUACACUUCACUGUACUUUGAGCAUGUUAUAUGCAUGUAUGACUGUCUUCCUUCCUGUUGAUAAAAAUGCUGUCAACCCUUCAUAGUUCAGUCUAAGUUCUGUUUCCUUCACAAAGCCUUCUCUAACAAUUCAAGCCCACGAUAAUCUCUUCCUCCUCUAAAUUAUAUCACUUACACUUUUCAUUUACUAUUCAUUUGACACUCAGUCAUCUUCUACAUACUUGCCUUUUGAAUUCAAUUUUGGUUUGUUAGUCUUUUCUCCCUUCAUAUGGGGAACUGUCCUUGAAGGAAAAGGCAAGCCUUUUGUAUAUGCCCCAUGGUAUUUACAGCUUUGCAAUGAACAGGACCUCAAAAAUAUUUGCCAAAUGAAUGAAAAACAAUUUUAGGAUAGUGUGCUAUGACCACUCCAGAUUCACUCUACGUUUUUUGCCCCUGCCCCAGAAAGCUGAACUAUAUGGAUCACAUCAACAAGUUUCCUUGCCCUCUGGCUUCCAGUAGGAUUCAGCUAAUAAGGAACACCAACAGAAGUCUGGAGAGAAUGAGUUGAAUGAGAUAAGAGAAAUUAUUUGCUGCCUCCCUCUCUGGCUGUGUCCCUUGGCCCAAGAUCAGAACUCAGUCUCCAGGUCCCAGAAAUCAUUCUUCCCUUUACCCCUUCAGGAUUUGAAAUGGUAAAGACACCCUGCUGCUAGCCUUCAGUAGGGCCCAUGUGGUUUCCUACACUCUGGUUUCUAUUCUAGACCCUGCCCACAACAUUACAUUAUCCCUUUAUUAAACUGUCAUCAAAUUAAAAAAAAACAAAAACAAAAAACAAGGGCUGAGUGUUACGGAAAAUAGUGGAGUAGGUCACUCAAACAGUUUGUCCUUCCAUUGAAACAACCAUUAAGCUGGCAAAAAUGGACAAAAUCAACUUUUUUUAAAAUCUAGAAUCUAAUUAAAAAUAUAAAGCAAUCUGAGGAGAGCUUAAUGAAUUACAAGACAGCUGAAUUUCAUUAAGUGUAUUAGUUUCCUUUUGGUGCCACAAUCUUUAACCACCAGUUGGGUGGCUGAAAAAAAAAAAAAAAAACACAGAAAUUUAUUCUCUCACAUUUCUGGAUUCCAGAAGU